Molecule: messenger RNA, 5586 nt
Organism: Cutaneotrichosporon cavernicola
Lineage: Eukaryota; Fungi; Basidiomycota; Tremellomycetes; Trichosporonales; Trichosporonaceae
Gene: SWR1
Exons: 3
Coding region: 1-5586 (1861 amino acids)
Biological process (GO): chromatin remodeling
Cellular component (GO): Swr1 complex
Molecular function (GO): ATP hydrolysis activity; ATP-dependent chromatin remodeler activity; ATP binding
Source: RefSeq, a predicted model, not a curated record
AUGCCGCCCCGCCGCUCAUCCACAACCAGCACGUCGGUGGUUGACGCCGCGGCCGACCCACCACCCGUAGUCGACGCGGUCGCAACCAAUGCGGAGGCAGGUCCUUCAACCGCUACAACCCCUAUACGGGCGCGUCGGGCACCCCGUGAGAGCGCGCCCAACCGCAAGAAACGGCACAUUACCGAUCAUGAGAUGGAGCGCAUCCGAUUCAAGCUCGGACCGAACGGAGCAAAGACGCGGCGCGAUGAGCUCGUGCUCGAGCGCGAAGCCGAGCUUCGUGUCGUCUUGGACGCACACGACAUGGCAGUCAAGGAGAUGUUCCAUCUGGAGCGGUACGUUAGCAUCCUCGAGGGUUGGGACCCCGAGGAAGCUCGCGUUGAUAACUCGCCUGUGUUCUUGGACUACAAGAACACCCAGUACAACCUUCUUGACCUGGUCGCGGCCAAUUCGAUCGGGUCGCUGGCUGUCCCGUCGCGCGCCAGUCUUGGACCAUCGAGAACGACGAGACGCCAGCUGCACUUCAAGAGCGAGGCGCUUGGUAUAGCGAAUGGCGACAAGGGCAAGACGAAGGAGGAGACGCCGAAGGGGAAGGGACGCACAGUCGAAGUGGAGGAGACGCCAUCCAAGCUAAACACGCUCCGGAGAGGCAAGGCUGCCGAGUCCGAACCCGGACUUGAGCCGCAUCAGCCCGCUCCCAAAAGGGGACGCCGAUCAGCGGCAGCAGAGAUGCCGCCUCCGCCUGUGCCGAAAGGAAAGAAGACGCGGCGUGCCACAAUCGCUGAACCCGAAAUGCUGGAGGAGCCGGAAGAAGAAGAGCCGCGUGGCAAGAAGCGACCGCGCGGGCGGCAGUCGCUACCAGUGCCGUCCAAGAAAGCGCGCGCGUUCGAGGAGGCGUCAGCCUCCCCAGGUUCCUCACCAGCUCCGACUGCCCCAGCUCGUUCACCUUCACCGACGCCGGUCCCAGCUCUGCCGUCGCUCGCACACCUCUCGUUCCCCCCACCUCCGCGCAGGCCAACAUGGAAACGCUCUGGGCCGAGUCGCAUCGUAUACACAGACCCGGGACAGCACCCGCCGCCGGCGACCUUCGGUGGCGACAUCGCCACGUAUCUCAACUCGUAUGUCCAGGUCGACGAUGGCGCCAUCACCGACACGGCGGUGCUCGAGGCAAGCGCGCAGCGCGAAGGUUACCUCCGCAAUCGCGUUAACUGGUUGCAACACCAAGGUCGCCUCCUGCGGCUUCUGGACGGAGACGAUGAGCCGCAGAAGAAGGAGCGUGAUCGUAGCCAUCGGCGACAGGCUCCCACAGGUCCACCACCGCGCCAGACCGACUUCCAGGAUUCCCUCGUGGCACACAUGGUCCAAGUCCGCGGCGCGAUGAUGGCCGAGGCCAAAGCCAAGCCCAUGUACUGUCGACGCAUUGCGCGCAUGGUCGCCGCGCAUUGGGAGCACCUUGCCAACAAGGACGAACGAGAGCGCGUCGCGGCCGAGCGUGAGCUCAAGCGUAAGGGACGCGAGGUCGUCAAGACGCUGCGGAAGCGGUGGGCGCUCGCGACAAAGAUCGUCCGUGCAAAGGUCCUCGCGCAGCAGAGGCUGGAGCAGGACCGCCUGGGAAAAGAACACCUCCAGAACAUGCUGCAGCGGAGUACUGGGCUGCUCGAGGCGCAGCGCGAGGAUAUCGUCAGCGGACGGCAGGGCGACGCAAACGACGGCGCUGACUCGGACGCCACGGACGAUGUGUCAGCUGCUGAGGAGAGUGGGGACGAGGAGGAGGUUGGGCCGGAGGAGGGUGAGAAAGAGGAAGUGGGUCCCGACGAUGAUGGAGAGCGGGAGGGACCGGAAGGCGAAGAGGACGCCGACGUUCCCGUCUUGAAGACCGCAAUCGGCGAAGAGGUGGCUGUCACGUCUGGGCCUGCAGACGAGGGCGACGUCGCAGGCACUGUUCAGGACGGCAGCGAGGAGGAAGGCGGUGAAGAAGACGAAGAGGAAAGCGACGAAGGCGAGGACGCUGUCGACCUGCGGACCCUAGUCGGCAUGGAAAUCAACGACGCCGAAGAGGACAGCGAAGGGGACGAUGAGGACGAUGGCGAGGGUGAAGGCGCCGCCGACGAGCCCAAGCCCGCGGCCGAUCUCCUGGAAACGCCGAACGGUGCAGCUUCUCCAGCAGACGACUCGGUUGCGGGGGAGGUUGUGGGGGAGCCUGCGGCGGGGGCUCAUGUCGCGGUGAGGCGGUCACAGCCUGUGACCGCCAACUCCCCACCUCCAGUUACAUCCACGAUCGCGGAAUCUUCAGCCGCAUCGCAACCGCCCUCACCACCAACCCCUCGUCCCCACUCUCGUCGCCUUGCAAAGAAGCGCCGACUGGAGGUCGCCGACGCCCCAGACCCGGAUGCCAACGACGUCGAAUUUGCAGACAGCGCAGACGUCGACGACGAGGAUGCCCAGCUGGAUGAGGCGAUGGACGAUGCGGAGGCUGCAGACGACGACUCUGAAGACGCAGGCCUGCUUGCAGACGCCGACCUCCCGAUCGAGGAGCUCCUGAAGCGCUACGGAUACGACGUCAAGGCGGAGGCCGUCGUACCUACCCCCGCGGAACGUGAAGAGGUGGCAGAGGAUGCCGCAGAAUUGGAAUCUAAGCCGACUUCGGCCGACGCAGAACCAAAGCCCGCUUCGCCCAACGACCAGUCCCUAACCGACGCAGCCCUUGAGGUUGCGAAGCGCGACUCUUCGCCCGCGCUUGUUGUGGACGGCAAGCGCCAACGAAAGGUCCGCACGGUGUGGACGCCUCCUGACGAUGCGCCGCAGCAGCUCGCAUCCAAAGGCAAGAAGGGGAAGUUGCAGAUCGUUGAGCCUGAGUCGUCGUCGGACAUUGAGAUCGAGUCGACGCCAGAGCUCUCGAGCGAAGAGGAGACCGACGAGGAGGAGGAGGCCGUGGAGGAAGUGGCCGAUGUCGAAGAGGACCCCAAUGCUCCUCGCCUUAAGCCGCCGUUCUUGCUCCGCGGUACUCUCCGUCCAUACCAACAGGCCGGGCUCGAAUGGCUUGCGAGCCUGUACGCCAACAACAUGAACGGCAUCCUCGCCGAUGAGAUGGGUCUCGGCAAGACGAUCCAGACCAUUGCGCUUCUCGGACACCUUGCAUGCGACCUCGGGGUGUGGGGCCCGCACCUCAUCAUCGUCCCCACGUCGGUCAUCCUCAACUGGGAGAUGGAGUUCAAGCGCUUCCUUCCCGGCAUGAAGGUUCUGACGUACUAUGGCAACCAGAAGGAGCGCAAGGAGAAGCGCGUAGGCUGGAACACCGAGAACGCGUGGCAGGUCUGCAUCACGAGCUAUCAGAUUGUCCUCGCGGACCAGCACAUCUUCCGCCGAAAGAACUGGGUGUACAUGAUUCUCGACGAGGCGCACAACAUCAAGAACUUCCGCUCGCAGCGCUGGCAGACGCUCCUUGGCUUCAAGACGCAGCGCCGCCUUCUGCUCACAGGCACGCCGUUACAGAACAAUCUCAUGGAACUGUGGAGUCUGCUAUACUUCCUCAUGCCAAACGGCAUCACGGCGGACGCGACUGCUGUUGUCGGAUUUGCGAACCACAAGGAUUUUAUGGAGUGGUUCUCAAACCCGAUGGACAAGGCGGUCGAAUCAGGCGAGACGAUGGACGAGGACAUGAUCGACACAGUCAACAAACUGCAUACGCUGCUGCGCCCGUUCAUCCUGCGUCGCCUCAAGUCCGAGGUCGAGACGCAGCUGCCCGGCAAGUUUGAGCACGUCGUUUACUGUCGCCUCUCGAAACGGCAGCGAUUCUUGUACGACGAGUUCAUGUCCCGUGCGGAGACGCGCGAGACACUUACGAGCGGCGGGUACCUCGGCGUCGUCAACGUCCUUAUGCAGCUACGCAAAGUAUGCAACCACCCCGACCUGUUCGAGGUACGGCCUGUGCGCACGUCGUUUGCCGUCGACAAGGGCGUGGCGGGCGCGUUUGAGCCAACGGACCUGCUCGUACGCAAACGCUUGCUCGACUCGGCCGACGAUCUCGACUUGGCGUCCAUGAACCUGAUUGUCACCGGGCGCGAGGGCGAGUCGGGUUGGGUGGCCGGUCACCGCGCCGGCCUGGAUGCGAGCAACCAGCUUCCCUACGCCGGGGAGGACAAGGAACGUACGCGCAAGCCUAAGAUGGACGCACGCACCCCCGCCGGCUGGCUCAAAUACCGUGAGGCUGUCGAGCUCGAGAAGCUCAAGGCGCGCUGGCGGGCCAUCCGCGACGUCAACCGCCGCCGGUGCCAGAGCGGACCGAUCUACGGUACGACAACCAUCGAAAUGCUCAGCGACCUCCCUCGCCUCUUACUCCCGGACACGGUCGUGCACCGUCCUGCUGACCUGUACGGCGUCCACCUCCCACCGGCAGCGGGGCUCGUGCGCUCGCACAUCGAGCGCUUGGCCAACGUGUCGCCCGUCAUCGACCGCUUCGCCGUCAUCCCACCGAACGCUGUUGCGCGCGAUGUUGCGGCGUACGCUCUCCCCGGCGUCGAUCCCGCGCACCCAUCUCUAAUCGACCCUGCCUUUGACUCACUCCACGGCCCGAGUGUCAAGUUGCAGAUCGCAUUCCCAGACGCAUCACUGUUACAGUACGACUGCGGCAAGCUGCAGAAGCUGUACGAGAUGCUGCGUGACCUCAAGGCUGGCGGCCACCGCGUGCUCAUCUUUACGCAGAUGACGCGUGUGCUUGACAUCCUCGAGAUCUUCCUCUCGUACAACGGGCACCGCUACCUGCGCCUGGACGGAAGCACCAAGAUUGAGGACCGGCAGAUUAUCACCGAGCGCUUCAACUCGGACUCGCGAAUCUUCUGCUUCAUCGCGUCCUCGCGCUCCGGCGGCGUGGGCAUCAACUUGACCGGUGCAGACACGGUCUUCUUCUACGACUCGGACUGGAACCCGUCCAUGGACCGGCAGUGCAUGGACCGUGCGCACCGCAUCGGCCAGACUCGCGAGGUUCACAUCUACCGUUUUGUCUCGAGCCACACAGUUGAGGAGAACAUGCUCAAGAAGGCCAACCAGAAGCGACUGCUCGAUCGCGUCGUAAUCCAGGAAGGUGACUUUACGACCGAGUUCUUUGGGCGCAUGGACUGGCGCGACAUGCUCGAUGACGACGUGCGGGAGACUCGCGAAAAGGAAGGCGUCGAGGACGUUGAGCUUGAGCCUGAACCCGAGACCGAGGACGUCGCGCAGCACGCCGCGCACGCUGGCGAGGGCCGCGAGUUCGCGGCCGCCCUCGCAGAGGUCGAGGAUGAGGAAGACGCUGCCGCAGCGCGGGUCGCGCUCGGCGAGGGUGAGAUGGAUUUUGCCGAGUUUGACGAGGACAAGAAGGCACAGGCUCAGGCCAAACGCCGCGACGAGAGCGAGCCCGCCCCGUCUGGCGGCGUGUCGCGUGCGUCGGCGAGCGCUAUCCCAUCACAUAUCGCCAGCUCAGUCGGCACGCCGAUUUCGGCGUUGGAGGAGGAGGAGGAGGAGGACGGGUACGACGACGACGACGUCGGGGGUGUCGAUGAGUACAUGCUCCGUUUUGUCGAAUGGGACUGGGACUACUUCUCGUCGCUGUAG